AUGGUUUCAUAUCAAUAUUUAAGGUUAUUUAUUUUGUCUUCUGCUGUUCUUUCCAUUCAUGCCACAAGACACGAGUUGGAAGUGGAAAAUGCUGCGGAUGGGGGUGUAAAGGUGUUGGAUCCUGCAGACGUCGAUUUGGGGAUAGGGGGAACUGAGGGAAGUGCACAGUAUGGAAAAUUAUUAGUACAGGGAGAAGGAAAAUCAAUAAAAGGGAAGCCAACAGAAGGGGCAGUACCCGUGGAAGGAGAAGUUGCUAUGUAUAUGGAAGGAACUCCUGUAGGAAUGAAACAGGGUGAACAGGAAUAUGACGAGGAUCUUGGGAGCUGCUUCUCCUUUAUGCUGUUCAAUGCAAGGCACUGUGCUAAAUCCUUUGGUGAUAUAUUCCGUGAAAUGAAGCAAGGAGUAAAAAAAGAUCAUACUGAAGAGGGAACGGAGCAACCGACGGAACAACGGGGAAUCCAGGAGGAAAGUGGUGCUACCGGACACGGAGCUCAGGUGUCAACAAGAAAGAAUGGAGCAAACGUAGAUGUGCCAAUAGGUACAGAGGCUAAAUUAGCAAUUACAGGUUCUGUGAACUAUGAUAAAUUAUUUCAACUCAUUGUAGAUGGAGAUUGGACACAUGAGCAUAUUAAGCAAUAUGAAGAUGUAUUCAGACAAAACAACAAGGACACAGGAACAAGGACGCCAUUAGAACAAGAAUCACCACAGGAACCACAGGUACCUGUAGGAGUUCCAAAGGAAGAAAUAAAGAAAAACGGAAAAGAAGAAAUAUAUCCUAAGGAAGUAAAGGAAGAGGAGGAGGAAGAGGAAGUACAUCCUGAGGAGGAAGCUGUUGAAGUAGUAGGAGAGGAAGAAGAGCCAGUGGAGGAAAAAAUGGUACAAGAAGAAGUAAAAGAAGAAGUAAAGGAAAAAGUUGAAAGGGAAGGAAUUCCUGAAGAAUUGGAAGAAUAUUUAAGAUUGUGGAAGCUCCAGAUGCAAGGAAAAAAUCUCCUGAGAAAGAAGCAUUUGUUGAAAAGGAAUUUUCUACUGAAUUAG
This is a messenger RNA of Plasmodium knowlesi strain H, 1035 nucleotides long. RefSeq lists its product as uncharacterized. NCBI's taxonomy places the organism in Eukaryota, Apicomplexa, Aconoidasida, Haemosporida, Plasmodiidae. Bases 1 to 1035 code for a protein of 344 amino acids. The transcript has 2 exons. The record is from RefSeq and is a predicted model, not a curated record.